Molecule: messenger RNA, 3003 nt
Organism: Meira miltonrushii
Lineage: Eukaryota; Fungi; Basidiomycota; Exobasidiomycetes; Exobasidiales; Brachybasidiaceae
Exons: 1
Coding region: 1-3003 (1000 amino acids)
Biological process (GO): intra-Golgi vesicle-mediated transport
Cellular component (GO): trans-Golgi network; TRAPPII protein complex
Source: RefSeq, a predicted model, not a curated record
AUGGCUUACGGACAAGUUGAACAAGGUAUUUCACCUUUGAUAUCGCUCUUGCGAAUCAUCUUUUCACAGGCCGAUUUAAUAAUCUCAUUAGCCGGACCGACGGAAGCUGAAAGGGAUCGUAAAAUAACAUUUUAUGAUGAAAUCGUUCCAAUAUCGAUACGACUGCGUAUUCCCGCAUCAAAUCGUACACUACCCGCACCAUCAGAUGACUCUCUGCCAAACUUUAACAUACCUUUGACGGUACCCGAUGCAAAUGAUGACGAAUACGAUGAAGGAGAAGAAUAUGGACAGAGAAGUCAAAAGCCUCCCUUGCUUCUAGCCCUUCUUCUGUCUUUCUUGCGAGUCAAUGUAGAAGCAGCUUAUGUCCCGCCUAGACUGCAAAGAAGUGCAACAAACAUAUUCUCACAUGCCGAAACGGAAUCAUCGUCAAGCACGCAAUUAAUCGCAUCAGUUGCGGAAGAUGAUACAGCAUAUCAAUCUGUCAGACUUCAGGGGCUCGAUGCAAAUAUGGAGGCAACUCGAAUGUUCUCUUCGACGUGGAUGGGAAAUGCUAUCCCACCAAAGUCAAACAUCAAAAAGCCUUCUUCGGGAAAAGGUAAAGAGGCAUUCGCCGCGCAAGCUGAACGGGGAAGAGGAGCAAAUGUUACGUUCACACGACAAGGGGAUGAGGAAUAUUGGACAGUAGAAUGGCAAUGUCAAAUGCCUGUCAUCUUCUUACGUUCUCGUCAUCCUAAUCCUGCAAUUGUGGUCAAUUCAGAAGUAGUAUUGCAGCUGCAAGCAUCAAAAUUGAGCUCUUUGGCGCCAUCAUUAGUACCCGUUGCUCGAACUACGGCACCAGAGGCACUCUUCCUUCAUGACCUUCUCAGUCCGCUUUCUGAAGGUCCAUCAUAUCCCGAUGAGUCACACACCGAGCGAGCAGCAAGAGCUGAUGCCAGUCUGGCAAAGCUGCCGCUAGGUAAACUUCCAAGUUCUGUACUUGGUAGCAAAUUAGUCACGCCUGCUCGAGGAGCAAAAGAUGUUGGUAAAUUGAUUGAGGAAAAGCUGCAACUAGCAAAUGGCGAUAUGGGCGAUGCAGAGGAAUACAACAGCCUCAAACAGGGUAGGAGAGAUUUGACAGAUGAAGGCCUGAUGAAUAUAGGCGAAAACGAUGGAAUAAAUGAAGACCCCGGUUUAGGCGAAGAUUUGAUGGUGGUAAAGCGAAGCGCAAGAAAGGCAUUAGACGUACGAAGUGCGGUACAGGUGCGAAUGCGGACAACAAACAUCGCAGGAGUAGGCGAAGGUUUUGGCCAGAAUACUUCAAGCGAUGGCGACAAUGGUAUUUUACCCACCCUUGUACUUUGCGUAGAAAUCGAGAAUCCAGCAAAUAGCGGUAUCAGGUUCCGGAUGGACGAUAUAAGCGUUCAGGCUACCUUACCCAGUGAAGUACAAAGCGGUGGAAAUCUGCAUCCUUCCGCAAGGAUUCAUGUUGAAGCGAACCAGAUUGGAGAAGCAGUCAAAAGCAUGGUGAUAGGGCAAGGUAGUCAACAUAAUCUGCUUUAUCGAGUCGACUUCUCUUUGCCGUAUAUGGAUGGCUCGUUAAGUACGAGCGAUCUGGACCCAGUGGCUUUGGCAGCUGAAACGCAGCGAACGAUCACGAUCGAGUUAUUUGGACAUCCGGUCUUAUUGCAGAAAGUGAUCGCAAAUGGCGUUGUAUCCUCCGAAGAUUUCUCGCCUGCUGAGAGCUUUACGUCGACAUGGUCUUGCACUCUAGAUUUUGCAACACAGAUUCAAUCACUCAUCCUACAGGAAAGAAUAGCGGAAGGAGCAGGUGGAUUUACCCUGGGUCCGAGAACGGUUGACCUUUCAGGCAGCUACGAUACGCUUUACGAAGAGCCGACUCCGGAACCAGUCAAGCCAAAGGAAACGAAAAACACACCGACGCCAUUGCCGAUUGCUUUGGCACAAAAACGAAUGGCAUCUGCACAAGGGUCGCCAAAGACGCCUCUUCCCAGAUCAAGUUCUAUGAUAAACAAUUCGAUUCAAAGUGCACCCAUUCGACCUUCGAUAUCGCGUGCUACUACUGAUACCCGUACACCUUCUACAAGUGUAGGAACAGUCACACUGAGAGACUCACCUUCGAUUCAUAGGCCGAAUCUACGAAGCGCAACGGGUGGAACAAAUGUUUCCGACUCAUUUGUUCCAUUACAACAACGAGCACCAGACUUGGAACAAUCAUUAGUUGAGAGAGGAAGAGGAUCCUUGAAUUACCUUCGUAAGGACAGUCAAAUUGCUGCAAUGCCAUCUAGCAUGGUUGGACCUAGUCUCUUGGCAAGAGCAAGACGAAACCGCCAGGCAUCUUUGCUCGCUAGUGGUAAUUAUGGCAAGUAUGAUAAUAUGGAACCAAACCGCUCAACGAGCGGCGCACGCCGAAGUACUUUAUUGAGUCAUGCUCCUUAUUAUACUUCUGGCACGCAAUCUAAACCGUUCAUCCGACAUGGACGCUUGGAAUCAUCCUCCUUGCAUAUCAAGAACGCUCUUUCUGGCAGCCAAAAUUUCGAUCCAAGUGCUUUACCAAUCUUUCCUUUAGGAAGCAAAGCAAAUUGGUCAAGAUUGCCAACUUUGGUACAACAAUCUGGCAAAGAACAAGGACUGUUGAUCGAAAUCAAGGCCUUGUAUGAAAGCCCAAUCGGUGAUGAGGAUGAUUCAAAGAAAGAAUUGGACGUUCAAGUGCAAAUUGACAAUCGAUCUGAUUUCACACGAACAGUCUUGUUACAGUGGAACAGAAACGCAUUCGUCAACAAAGACGGAACAGCAUCAAAAAUGACAUUCUUACCCGAUGAUGAUGCAGCACAAGUUGGUCCCAUCCCGCCCGGUCAAGCCGAAUUGGUGGUUCUGCGUAUUUCAACCUUAUCACUGGUGAAGGACCAAGGAUUCGUCAUUCCGCCUCUCAUGCUUACAGACGUAGAAUCCGGUAUGCAACAGACAUUGAUCUGCGUGCAAAACAUCGUACAUACCGCAAGUUGA